UUCAAAUAUUCACCCCCAUGCAUUUGCUCAAGCUUACGCACUCUUCACCGCAUGAAUAUAUCAAGGUCAUAUCAUGUCAUGAUUUUCGUAACUAGUAUGCAAAAAUCCCAUGUACCUCGGCAUCAAGGGCCCUGUCGAAAAACUUAGGCCUAUCUGCUGGCCAGGUGCCACCGUGCCAAGCACCUCCAAGCACUCCCUGCAGGGCGUGCAUACCCGGCCGAUCGAUCAAUGGGCAUGCCAGCAAGUCCCAGCUUGCUCCGACAUCCUUCCCACGGUUGUACUUUAAAUGCGAAACCUACCUGUCGCCAACUCACGACUAUACGCCGAUCAUGCUUUUCAAGUCACUUUUCGUCCUAGCAGCAGCAGCUCUGGCUGCCAACGCGCAAUCAGGGACCACAACGUCUCCUGCUGCGGCUGCAACUCCAAGCGGAGUUACAGAGUGCAUCAUUUCAUGUUCGACCCAAGCCGCCGCUGCAGGUGGUUGCUCUAGCUACACCGACCUUUCUUGUGUUUGCACAUCCACUUCAUUCCAGACAGCUGCCAGCGCAUGUCUGCAAGCUAACUGCACUGCUGCCGAAGUCGCUGAGGCGGGAGCGCUUCAACAAUCUGAGUGCGCAACAUUAACGGCGAACUCUUCGAGCGCGACAUCGAGCGCGACAUCGACCUCGACUUCCGCUACGACUGCUGCUUCGUCCGCCAAAUCAACUUCAACUGGUGCUGCCACGGGUCUCGCACCUUCGCUUGCUCUCAACAGUGCAUUCGGCGGGCUCGUUGCCCUUGCUGGCGCCCUUAUUGGAACAGCACUCGUUAUGUGAUCCAGCCAGUAAAAUGUCGUAACUGCGGGGUAACCCCACUUUGAUAUCUUUUGUCAUUUUAUUCGAGUCGCAGACGCUUUGCUUGGAUGUUUCAGAAUUUCGGGUGAAGUCGCGGUCGACACAAAGUGUUAGCCAAGACAGCAAUUUUUGAUUAUUACAUACAUACCUAUUGCUUGGCAUUAUUCUUCCCUUCAGGGCCCGAGGUAACCCGAGUGAUACUACCAUUCCGACUCGGAGUCAAAUACAUUCAUCAUAAUUAGUUUUCCAGCCUUUGGCAGCAUCCACUCAACUUGGGUGAUCGGUAAAUAUCGUGGGUGUGUGCUUGUGUAUGCUCGGAGCAGGAACGAUUUCCCCCACAAAGCGGAAUCAAGAAGGAACAACUGU
Molecule: messenger RNA, 1199 nt
Organism: Suillus subalutaceus
Lineage: Eukaryota; Fungi; Basidiomycota; Agaricomycetes; Boletales; Suillaceae
Exons: 3
Coding region: 330-815 (161 amino acids)
Source: RefSeq, a predicted model, not a curated record